AUGUCCUAUAGGCAAAACAAAAAUAAUAUUUUUAAUAUUAAAAGAAAAGAGCAGGAACGUCGUCGACAAAGAAGACGACAACAACUGCUCAAUGAUCAUCGAGCCAUAGAGGAUGGCAUUACUGUCGAUGAUCAUCGUCGUCGACCUCAAAGACGACGAGUUACUAUGCGUAAGAAGGAUUAUGAAAAGAUGGAAAAAACAACAACCGUCUUUUCUAAUCCAUCUGACUUAGAUGGCUAUGCUGAGUUAGAAAAAACAGUAACUAACUCGCAUAGCAAUGCUUUCUUCGAGAACCAUAGAGAGGUAGAAAAAAAAGCAACUAUAUCUCAUGGUUCUGCCGGCUUUGAAACGAUUGGGGAUCGUGUUAGAAAUCGUAGAGAAGCCGUGACAAAAUCAAGAGAGCCAGAAUGGCAAGCUAGCCUUGGAGAAAUCCAAGCACCCCCUUACGAGGCUAUAGACUCUCUUGCGAAAGAGAAGGCUAGCGGGACUAUUGGAGAGUACGGGGCUGGAGCUAUCAGUGCUAGACUUAGUGGUGAUAGAUCGGUCAGCGGAGCUAGCCCCACUACGCCUUCUUUUUCACCAGAUCCCCUUAAUGACCCCUCUCAGGACGCCCCUAUGAAUCCCCCUGAAGAAACCCCCUUUGUCCCCACUAAUGUCCCACCUAAUGAUGCCCAAAUGAUGGAGGAUGCCUUAACUGAUGGUGAGGUUGCUGCUCUACUAGAGGAAAUAAACCAUGAAGAGGAAAAUGCUACCUUAGAUUUCCUCACUCUAGAUAGAGUACCACCUACAGAAAAUGAAAUACAUCUCCUCCAACUGGCAAGAGCAAAUAAUACAGAUGACGAGAUAGAAUUUAGUGUCAUCAAAAAAAGAGAUUUUGGGCUAGAAAAUACUGCGCAAGCAUGGCGUGGUAUGUUAGGGGAAACCUAUAGAAUAAGUCGAUUAAUUAAGGAACAUGACUUAAUUCCCCUAGUAGAAUUGGUAUUUGGUGGAAGGCGGCGACGAUUUAUUGUUAACUUAGAAAAUAUCGAACCGCAAGUAUUUAUUAAUAAAUGUGUGGGAUUUGAAGUUGGCAUAGAAGAAUUUUGGAGGAGAUAUGAUGAUGAAGAAAGUGAGUUAAAUAUUCCACCAGGAAAAAUUGUAAAUGAAAUCAUCAUUACAAUAGUGAAACCUCCUCAACGCCAACGAAUCGAUGGAGCAGUGUUUAAUUACUAUCUUGAUGAACACUGGCAACCGUUAGAAUAUAUCCUCAAAAAAUAUCAAAUAUAUGUUCUAGAUGAGGUUGCAACAAUAGAAAAUUGUUUUGUUAAUGCACUCCAUCAGUCCGGUGUACUUACAUCAUCAGAAAUGACCCAUUUAAGAUCAAUAAUAAAGGGCAUUUCAGUCACCAAGAAAACACUGAGACAAGUAGCAGAAGAGUUUAAGUUGAAUAUUACUCUUAGAUAUUAUAAAGGGGACAAAAUUGAAAGCUCUCAAAUCACAUAUGGGAACCGAAGUGUUAAAUUAUUCUUACUACGGUGGAAAAAAAACAACCACUACAUUAUUGAUGAUACGGUUCCAGUGACAUCAUAUUUCAUUACACAUUAUGAUGAAAUAGUAGAAUAUGCAAAAGAAAACAACGAAGACAUAACUAAAUAUUUUAACGUUGUUAAGAAAGAAAGAGGGCAAUAUAAGCAUUCUCUCAGUCGAUUUAUUCCAGCUUAUAAGUGUAUUAAACUAUUACAAGAGAGUAAUGCAUUUAAAGAAACAAGAAGAGAUUGUCUAAUAAAGACAAAAUAUUAUGAUUCAUUUUUAUUUGACUCGAUCAAUGAUGAAUUAACAAAAAUAGAGUCAAGAAUAAUGGGGGAAAUAAAGAAAAAAGAAGUUACAAAUACGUUAUUAUUUGCAGACUUUGAAUGUUUUACAAGUGGUGAAUUCCACCAACCUUUCUGCAUUAUAGUAAUGAAAGAGAAUGGGGCAUGGAAAAGUUUCUAUGGAUUACAUUGUGCUUACGAUUUCAUUGAAUAUAUAAGCACCAUAGAUUCACCGAUAUGUUACUUCCAUAACUUAGGAUAUGAUGGAAGAUUCCUUGCUAGAUUUGGAAUUAUUAAUAUUAUUAUGAGAGGGAAAAUGAUUUAUAAAAUGGUAGUAGAAUAUAAAGGGAAGAAAAUUAUCUUUAAAGAUACCCUUUCAUUGAUUCCAACCUCCAUAGCUAAUUUUAAGCAAUUCUUUAAACUUGAUGGAGAAUAUGAAAAAGAAAUACUACCAUAUAAUUAUUAUUCAGAAGAGACAAUGGAAAUUGGAAUCAUCAAUGAAUGUGGAAAUAAUGAACAACCAGUCUGGAGUGAAGACACUAGAAAGAAAUUUAAGGACCUUCUAGUAAAAUGUAAUUGUCUUAUUGAUGACACUCACUUUAAUUCUAAAAAAUAUUGUGAGUAUUAUUGCCUUCGUGAUGUUCUUGUGCUUAGAGAAGGCUUUUUAAAAUAUCGUCAAAUGGUCCAAACACAUCUCCAGCUUGAUUGCGUCUGUUAUGCCUCACUCAGUUCAAUGGCAUAUGCAUUCUUUGUUAACAAUUGUUUUGCUAAAGACGCGUUAUUUGAAUAUACAGGGGUUGUUCGAGAAUAUAUUAAACAAGCGGUAUAUGGAGGAAGAAAUAUGACCAGUGAAAAUAAAAAAUAUUAUAUCACUGAUGAAAUUGUUGACUUUGAUGCGUGCAGCUUGUAUCCUUCUGCUAUUGCACGAUUAUAUCUUCCAUUAUCAUCACCAAAUAGAAUGGUUCAACCAAUUGAAUGGUAUCUUGAACAUUUAAUGGAUGAACAACAGUUUGAACCCACUGAAACGAAAUUUAUCUCAUAUUUUGUUGUUACAAUAGAGAUAACAAAGAUAAAUAAGAAGAGAAAAAUGCCCAUUAUUAUUAAGAAAGUGAAUGGGAUAAAUCAAUAUAUAAAUGAAGAAACCACCAUGACAGUAGAUUCGAUCUACUUGGAAGACUUAAUUAAAUAUCAAGAAAUAGAAUUUAAGGUGGUUCAGGGGAUAUAUUGGAAAGGCACUAAGGUUGGACUAUUUAAAGAGAAAAUAAAAGAGAUUUAUAGAGUUAGAAAAGAAAUGAAACAGUCCCAUGAUCCAGCAGAGAUUAUAUUUAAGCUGGUAAUGAAUUCUUCCUAUGGAAAAACCAUCCAAAAACCAAUUAAGGAAGAAAAGAAAUUUUUUAGAGGAAGAAAGAAAAUGACAUCGUUUUGGAGACGACACUUGGAAGAUGUCAUUGUUGGGGAACAACUACAUGAUGCAGACGUUUGGAUGGUUAAUGUGAAAAAACAAAUAGAUGAUUUUUAUAUCCCCAACAUUAUUGGUGUUCUUAUUCUCUCUAUGUCCAAGAGAAUAAUGAAUGAACUAAUUUAUUUAUGUGAAGAUUUGGACAUUGAUGUUUAUUAUCAGGACACUGAUAGUAUUCAUAUAAAGAAAAAGGAUCUACUAAGACUUGAGAAGGAGUUUAAAGAAAAGUAUGGUAGAGACUUAGUUGGUUCUGAACUAGGACAGUUCCACUCAGACUUCCCCCCUGUUAAAGGAAAACCAUCCUGGUCAAUUAAGUCUAUCUUCCUUGGGAAGAAGUCUUACCUUGAUGUUCUCACUAAUGAGGAUGGUGAUAUAGAUUAUUUAAUUAGAAUGAAAGGCAUCCCCAAGAAGGUAAUACUUGGUACUGCAAAAGAAAAAUUUGAAGGGGAUGUGGUAGCUUUGUAUGAACACCUUUACGCAGGCUACCCACUUAGUUUUGAUUUAUCAAAGUAUGGUCCCCACUUUGUUAUUGAAAGGGACUUUAGAGUAAGAACUCUUGAUGAGUUCAAAAGAACAAUUAAAUUUUAA
This is a messenger RNA of Entamoeba histolytica HM-1:IMSS, 3837 nucleotides long. RefSeq names its product DNA polymerase, putative. The record is from RefSeq and is a predicted model, not a curated record. NCBI's taxonomy places the organism in Eukaryota, Evosea, Mastigamoebida, Endamoebidae. Bases 1 to 3837 code for a protein of 1278 amino acids. Gene Ontology annotation, biological process: DNA replication. The transcript has a single exon. Gene Ontology annotation, molecular function: DNA-directed DNA polymerase activity; nucleotide binding; DNA binding.